Messenger RNA from Scleropages formosus (Asian bonytongue), 2236 nucleotides. RefSeq names its product basigin (gene bsg). The transcript is spliced from 9 exons. Gene Ontology annotation, biological process: regulation of B cell proliferation; negative regulation of B cell receptor signaling pathway; B cell activation. The record is from RefSeq and is a predicted model, not a curated record. Gene Ontology annotation, cellular component: early endosome; extracellular exosome; recycling endosome. Bases 139 to 1311 code for a protein of 390 amino acids. Lineage: Eukaryota; Metazoa; Chordata; Actinopteri; Osteoglossiformes; Osteoglossidae. Gene Ontology annotation, molecular function: CD4 receptor binding; sialic acid binding; protein phosphatase binding.
GGGGAACAAAUAGAGGACGAGCGAAGGGAGCGAGUAUCAUCGAUUAGUGUCCGGCCGCUCGCUGUGCUGGUGGUGAGGGGGACGCGCCUGGCAGUGAAUUAUUGUGUUAUAUUUAAUAAUUCGAGGAAAAUCUGCGAAAUGACAAUGUUGUGGUCGUUUGGUGCGCUUCUCAUCUGCCUCUACCGAGCUACUGCCGAAACAGCGGGCUUCAUCAAGUCCCCGCUGUCGCAAAUGAAGCUGGUGAAGGACAGUGCCGAGCUGCACUGCGAGGUCGUAGGCAACCCCAUCCCGGAGGUGCAGUGGUGGUUCGUGGAGGGCGAGGAGCCCGACGAGACGUUCACCCAACUGUUUGACGGGGCGCGGAUGGACCGCGUCCACAUCAACGCCACCUACAUCCUCCACGCCACCAGCACCGUUUACUUCUCCAACCUCACGCUCAACGACUCGGGCACGUACGAGUGCAGGGCCUCCAACGACCCCGACCGCAACGACCUGAAGAAGACCCCCAAAAUCAAGUGGAUCCGCUCGCAGGCUAACGUUAUCGUGUUCGAACAGCCUGUUAUCCUCAGCGAGCCUCAGCAAGUGAGCAAUAUGACCUCCGCGGUGCUCAGCUGCAACCUGACAGAUCCUCCGUCUCCAGUGAAGGGCCACCACUGGACCCGAAACGGCAAAAUGAUUGAAGGGACGCAAGCAGACUCCGCUGCGAAAUACACCGAGUACAACUUGGAGAAGAUCGAUUCGCACGCCGGAGGCAAAUACGCUUGCGUUUUCCUUUCGACUCCUGUCGUUCAGAAGGUUAUUGAAGUGAAGACUGCUCCCCGUGUCGCGGCCUACAAGCACUCGGAAAAUGGCAACGAGAAGGACAAAGGGGUGCUUGUCUGCGUGAGCCACAGCUACCCGCCGGUCUCCGAGUGGAAAUGGUACUUUCUUGGCGAGAACACGGACAAAAAGGCUAUUGUCAGUGGAACAGAAAGAUAUGAAAUUAGUAUCACGCCCAACAAGACUACUUUGUACAUCGAGGACCUGGACAUCAAUCAGGACACGGGCAACUACGUGUGCUAUGGGGAGAAUGACAUGGGCUCCGCAUCCGACCAGAUCCACCUGCGUGUGCGCAGCAGGUUGGCUGCGCUGUGGCCCUUCCUCGGUAUCGUGGCAGAAGUGAUCAUCCUUGUGACCAUCAUCUUCAUCUAUGAGAAGAGGAGAAAGCCCGAUGACUUCAGUGAUGAUGAUGAUGCGGGUUCUGCUCCACUGAAGAGCAAUGCUGCCACCAACCAUAAAGAUAAAAAUGUCAGGCAAAGGAACUCCAACUGAAAGAGAAGUGAGGAGGCCAGAUGUACAAGAAUUACGGACUUGCAGAAUAGCACACAGUCUAAUCCAGCGCACCCAGAAAUGUUGAAACUCUUUGUGUGUUUGUGUUUUUUCGGGGGUUGAACGCAUGAUCUUAUUUGCCGUUUUAAAAAUGUGUAUCUAGUAUUAUGAAAUACAUUUACUUUGCUUUACCCUGGGUCGCCCACACGGUAUGUGCUCUUAAGAUGUGUUCGCCUGAAUCGCCACGGCCCAUCAGCAUGGAGGACUUUGCGGCAGUGAAGGAGCAGAGAUAAACUUGCAAAAGUCACCCCUACAAAAAAAAAAAAAAACAGAAAGCCUUAUUGAAAAUCACCUGUGUUACUUUCCACCAGUUUAAACUUUUGCGUGUUUUGUAUUUUACUAAAUGUAGAUAUAAAAACGCAUACGUUUUUAUGAAGUGAUGUGCUGUGACAUCAAGUAUACAAUUGAAACUUUGCUGACUGAAUACCAAGUCUUUGUGUCUCUCCUCGCAAAUGUUUUUAAAUUCUUUUCAAUUAUGAAAUUAGCUUUUGCUUCUGCUGUAUUAGCCAUAUAUCCUUGGCAAUUCGUGUGUGCUAAAAGGACCAACUGAAUGAAGUCUGUUGGCUGUGUUACCUCUUUAAAUGUUAACACUUAAUUGACUGCAUAUUAAUAUGAUUAAUUGUGUGAAUGUUGCUAGAAUUCUGUGCUGUGGCUUUAUUUUAAGAUAAUAGUGAAAGCUGUUAUUUUAUCUCAUUUUGUAGGGAAUUCAGAGCCAUUGCAUUGCUGUGAUUAGUACUGUGCCUGGAUGUGUACUUUUAAUCUUAAUUUAAGUCCUAUUAAAGGUUAAUGUAUAAUUUAAAUUAACACGGUUUAAUAGGCGUUGGCUCUACCACUAACUGUCGGAAGGACUGUAACCAUUUCAAUAAAU